CGCACGCACAGUAGAGAGUCAAUUUCAAUUGCCCCCUCCCCGCACCAAGCCCGAUAUAUAAAUUGCGAGCGGCUCAUUUAUCCUCUCUCCAACUCAAUCACUCGCUAAUUUCAGAUCGCACCGACACCGACCCUCCCAGCUAACCAUGUCUUUGGACGAGCGUUUCAACAAGGCGGCCGAGGACGUCAAGAACCUCAAGACUUCGCCCGCUAACGAUGAGCUGCUCGAAAUCUACGCGCUCUUCAAGCAGGGAUCUGUAGGAGACUGCAACACAGAUAAGCCUGGCAUGUUGGAUUUUAAGGGCAAGGCCAAGUGGGAAGCCUGGAACGGCAAGAAGGGCCAGACGCAAGACGCCGCUAAAGAGGCGUACAUUGCCAAGGUGGAGGAACUCAAGACCAAGUAUGGUACCAACUAAAUUUUACGAGAUGAAGAAAAUUAAUUUGUCUUUGAUGCUAUAUUCAUUACCAUGUUUUGACAUGAUUGUUAGAUUUUUUAUACUCUUUGUUUAAUAAAGAUUUAUCGUCUUUAGUUAA
Messenger RNA from Cloeon dipterum, 533 nucleotides. RefSeq names its product Acyl-CoA binding protein 1 (gene Acbp1). The record is from RefSeq and is a predicted model, not a curated record. Lineage: Eukaryota; Metazoa; Arthropoda; Insecta; Ephemeroptera; Baetidae. The coding region runs from base 146 to 415 and encodes 89 amino acids. The transcript is spliced from 3 exons. Gene Ontology annotation, molecular function: fatty-acyl-CoA binding. Gene Ontology annotation, biological process: fatty acid metabolic process.